UCCAGCCGUAUUGGGGAUGCAGACUUUAUGUGCAAAAACAGGCGCGCCGUCGACACAGCGCCUUGGCAUUCUGUGAUGUCAUCAAAACGCGCCCUACAGAAAGCUCUUCUUUAAGCGGUAGUGGAAGAGUUUACCUGCAGUCUGCAAAAAUGUCCCGUCGAUAUGAUUCAAGAACUACUAUCUUCUCACCGGAGGGGCGUCUGUAUCAGGUCGAGUAUGCCAUGGAAGCCAUCGGCCACGCCGGCACCUGUCUGGGAAUUUUAGCCAAUGACGGAGUGCUGCUGGCUGCUGAGAGGAGGAACAUUCACAAGCUGCUGGAUGAAGUGUUUUUCUCAGAGAAAAUCUACAAGCUGAACGAAGACAUGGCGUGCAGCGUUGCAGGAAUCACAUCAGAUGCCAACGUACUGACCAAUGAGCUGAGGCUUAUAGCCCAGAGGUACCUGCUGCAGUACCAGGAGCCAAUCCCCUGCGAGCAGCUGGUCACAGCUUUGUGUGACAUCAAACAGGCCUACACGCAGUUUGGAGGAAAGCGUCCCUUUGGAGUCUCGCUGCUCUACAUGGGCUGGGACAAACACUACGGCUUCCAGCUCUACCAGAGUGACCCCAGUGGGAACUACGGAGGCUGGAAGGCCACCUGCAUCGGGAACAACAGUGCUGCGGCCGUCUCCAUGCUGAAGCAGGACUUCAAAGAGGGAGAGAUGACCCUCUCCGCAGCCCUGGCUCUCGCCGUUAAAGUUCUCAAUAAAACCAUGGACGUCAGCAAGCUGUCUGCAGAGAAAGUUGAGAUCGCCACUCUGACCCGCGAGAACGGCAAGACCUGCAUCAAAGUGCUGAAGGUGAAGGAAGUGGACGAGCUGAUCAAGAAGCACGAAGCAGAGGAGGCCAAAGCUGAGAAAGACAAGAAAGAGAAGGAGCAGAAAGAGAAGGACAAGUAAUCUCUCUGCCCUACACUUUGUUGAGUUUUGUGUGUGAGAAUGAAUGGGAGUUUUCAGGUAUGUUUGCAUUUGUGUUUCUUAAAAUAAAUCCAGAUGGUGAAAUAUUAA
Molecule: messenger RNA, 1043 nt
Organism: Perca flavescens (yellow perch)
Lineage: Eukaryota; Metazoa; Chordata; Actinopteri; Perciformes; Percidae
Gene: psma4
Product: proteasome 20S subunit alpha 4
Exons: 10
Coding region: 150-935 (261 amino acids)
Biological process (GO): ubiquitin-dependent protein catabolic process
Cellular component (GO): proteasome core complex; proteasome core complex, alpha-subunit complex
Source: RefSeq, a predicted model, not a curated record